GUUGUUUCGUAGAAUGUUGAGUGAGUUGAGGUUGUACUUGUAAACUUUCUUUUUAGGUAUCUCUUUGAAGUUUGAUCGCUCACGCCAUUCACACGUCAUGUACUGUUGAAUAGAAGAAAAGACAAAUAUUUUAGGCUGACAAAAAUGCAAUGCCUUCUUUAUUUUAUAAUUUUUAAUAAUUACUAAGGUGAUAUUUAUUUAUUGUUUUGUAGUUGAGCACUUAUUUAUUUAUUUUUAAACAUUGUUUCUCGUGUGCCGUGUUGGAUAAUCGCUCUACUCUUGAAAUUUAAAAUAGUGUUACGAAUAUAUCUAUUCUAACUGGAUUUAAAGUGAAGUGGCACCAUGGACGAAAGUAACAUAACUCCAAACACGUCGAAUCAGCAGUUGGUGUUGAAUGGUGAUAAUGAGUCUGCUACUGCUCUGCUUGAGAAGCAGUCUAGAAGAAGAGAUAAUUUGAGGGAUGUUACAUUCCUUGAAUACAUGACUGUGGGAAUUCUGUGUUUCGUUAAUCUUAUCAAUUAUAUGGACAGAUUUACACUAGCAGGAGUGCUAGGAGACGUUAAAAAUGAAUUUGCAAUCGGCGACGACAUGGCAGGCCUCCUGCAGACAGUUUUCGUGGUGGCGUACAUGGUGUUCGCACCGAUCUUCGGAUACCUCGGAGACAGGCAUUCCAGACGCGCCAUCAUGGCAUUCGGUGUAGCGCUCUGGAGCAUCACAACAUUCCUUGGAUCAUUCAUUAAGCAUUUCGCAUGGUUCGCGGUGUUCCGCGGGCUAGUGGGUGUCGGCGAGGCGUCCUAUUCGACCAUCGCCCCCACCAUCAUCAGCGACUUGUUCGUGGGGAACGUGCGCACCAAGAUGUUGGCGCUUUUUUACUUCGCCAUACCCGUUGGAAGUGGAAUGGGUUACAUAGUUGGGUCGCUUGCUGGUGCGGCGGCCGGCAAUUGGCGCUGGGGUCUCCGGGUGACCCCGUUCCUGGGGUCAGUGGCCGUGGCUCUCAUAUUGUGGGUAAUGGAGGACCCUGAGCGCGGGCAGGCUGAGGAGAGCCAGAUCAAGCCCACUUCGUACGGAGAUGACUUGCGAUCUUUAGUUAGAAAUCGUUCGUUCAUGAUGUCUACCCUGGCGUUUACGUGCGUGGCGUUCGUGACCGGCGCGCUGGCGUGGUGGGGCCCGCAGUACAUCUUCCUCGGCCUGACGCUGCAGCCCGACGUCGAUAUCACUAUCGAGAGGUUGUCGCUAAUGUUCGGCGUGGUGACGAUGGUGGCGGGGCUGCUGGGCGUGCCGCUGGGCGCGUGGCUGGGCACGGCGCUCGUCAAGCGGUUCCCGCGCGCGCACCCCGUCAUCUGCGGCGCCGGCCUGCUCGUCUCGGCUCCAGCGCUCACGCUCGCCUUGCUCCUUUGCGAAGGCUACUUCUAUCUACCGUUCGUCCUAGUCUUCAUUGGCCAACUCUCUCUGAAUCUCAACUGGGCAAUAGUGGCCGAUAUGUCGAUGUAUGUUGUGAUACCGCCUCGGCGAUCUACUGCGGAAGCAUUCCAGAUUUUAAUAUCGCACAUGUUCGGUGACGCUGGUAGCCCAUAUUUGGUUGGGGUGAUAUCCGAAAGCCUUAAGAGAUCGUUGUCGACAAAUCCUUCGGAGCAGCCGUCCCAAUUCGUGCAGUUCCGCUCCCUGCAGUACGCACUGUUCGUUACGUGCUUCGUUGAGGUCAUCGGCGGUGUAUUCUUCCUCCUCACAGCUAUGUACAUCGUCAAAGACAAACAGAAAGUGGAUAGAGCUAUUGCCGUUUCAUCAAAAAUUAUGUAAAGUAGAGGCCGACGGACAAAGCAGAGAACCAACGCACAGAGCAGCCCAUGAAGCGCCUGCAAGUGAAGAUUAACUCUCCACGUGGUCUACGAGAGGACCGCAUCUACCUUCACAAAGAGAGUCCACAGUCAAAUCAAAUUACGUUUUUAGAUACGCUCUUUGAAUAUUCUCUAAAUGCCAUUUUGUCACGGUAAAAUAUUCGUCAAGAAAGAUACCUGUGUCUGCAUAUUUAAUGUUACAUCUUAAAUAGAGCUGCUGCGCUUAUGCAUUUUGAAGUAAUUUAAUGUAAUUUGAUUGUGACGCAAAGUAGAAAGACUGAUACUUAAUGCAUAGCUAGGGUACGAAAGGAGAACGGGUUAUGAGAGCGAAUCAUUGCAUAGCUUAAACUAUUGUAUGUUUGGAUUAGGAAUUAGACAUCACAGUACAUAUUGGUACGAAUUUCAAAUUAUCAUGUGCCUAAAUAAUUGAUAGCUGAAAAAGUAUUAACUUUCAUUAAAAUUCUAGGCAUUGAGUAGUCUUCGAUUUGGUGAAUAUUUUGUUUAACUUUUAUAUUAUUUCAAUUAUGAUAAUAGCAGAAAAUUAAAGAUAUUUGAUGGAAAUUAAAUAAGUACCGAAUGAUAUUCAAGCAGUUUAACAAAUACGCGUAUUGUUGCAAAUAAAAAGUUCCUAUAAAUUAUUUUAAAGCAAACAACUAAUUUUAUGCUUAAACAUUAAUAAAAAAUAAAUGUUUAUCCUCAUAUGUUUGGCAACUUAGUAUGUUAGUAAUUAAAAUUCGACUGUUUAGUUCACUAAGAUACUUGUUUAAUGUUUUAUUUCGAUUUGGUAUUGAUUAAAAUUUCGAUUAUAUAAUUACUACUAAUACCACAUAAGUUAAACUGUAUUGAAUAUGCAAGACUGAACUGAUUCAAUGAUUAAAUAAAUAGCUCCCUAAUAGAAUAAUUGUUUUUGUAAAUACCAUGUAUAGAUUAUAUGAAGGAAUUGAAAGGAAAAUAUAAUUUAUUUUUAACAA
Messenger RNA from Amyelois transitella, 2806 nucleotides. RefSeq names its product protein spinster (gene spin). The coding region runs from base 343 to 1797 and encodes 484 amino acids. Gene Ontology annotation, biological process: transmembrane transport. Lineage: Eukaryota; Metazoa; Arthropoda; Insecta; Lepidoptera; Pyralidae. Gene Ontology annotation, cellular component: membrane. The record is from RefSeq and is a predicted model, not a curated record. Gene Ontology annotation, molecular function: transmembrane transporter activity. The transcript has 10 exons.